This is a messenger RNA of Pristis pectinata (smalltooth sawfish), 4588 nucleotides long. It is a transcript of the gene hmg20a, whose product is annotated as high mobility group 20A. The transcript is spliced from 10 exons. Gene Ontology annotation, cellular component: nucleus. Gene Ontology annotation, biological process: regulation of gene expression. Bases 105 to 1157 code for a protein of 350 amino acids. The record is from RefSeq and is a predicted model, not a curated record. NCBI's taxonomy places the organism in Eukaryota, Metazoa, Chordata, Chondrichthyes, Rhinopristiformes, Pristidae.
CGGCACUGGAGGGUUUCACGCCAUUUUGUUCAUUUGUGGAACCCCCCCUCUAAGGAGCAGAGUGCAGCCAAUAGUUGGAGGGCGGGCGGCCCUCUUGCAGAGAGAUGGAUGGACUCGUAUCAAGCACAGCAUUGCCUCCACUUUUUGCUGACGAUGAUGUAUCAAAGGAGAGCGCAGAUCUGACAGUCGAUGCUGGGUUUUCAGGCCCAGAGGGCUCGUACAGUUCAGGGGUCUCUCAGUCACUGAACAAUCCAGAGUUUGUGGAGGAUCUGUCUCAGGUGCAGCUACUACAGAACGAGUCCCCUCAGGCAGCAGAUACCAAUGAGCAAAGAAGUGAGGAGGAGAAGAUUUCCAAGAAAGGGGGCUGGCCCAAAGGAAGGAAAAGGAAAAAAGCGACCAAGGACAGCAAUGCUCCAAAAGCCCCACUCACUGGGUAUGUGAGAUUCCUCAAUGAACGUCGGGAGCAGCUUCGAGCACAGAGGCCAGAUGUUCCGUUUUCUGAAAUCACACGAAUGUUGGGGAAUGAAUGGAGUAAACUGCCUGCAGAUGAUAAACAGCAUUAUUUAGAUGAGGCAGAGAAAGACAAAGAGCGUUACAUGAAGGAGCUGGAGCAGUACCAACAGACUGAAGCUUACAAAAGGUUCAGCCAGAAAGCAGAUGACAAACGACGGACAAAAGGGCUUAGCCAAGAUGAAGGAUCUCGAGCCAAUAACAUUCCUGUUACCGAGAAGCAGGGUGACCCGAAGGAUCGAUCUGUGUUGGAUAUUCCUAUUUUCUCUGAAGAAUUUUUGGAUCACAGUAAAGCUCGGGAGAGGGAGCUUCGGCAGCUGAGGAAAUCCAAUAUAGAAUAUGAAGAAAGAAAUGCAGCUUUGCAGAAGCAUGUGGAGAGCAUGAAAACAGCAGUCGAGAAGCUGGAGGUUGAUGUGAUGCAAGAACGAAACAGGAAUGUUGUCCUUCAGCAGCACCUGGAUACCUUGCGGCAAGCACUGACAUCCAGUUUUGCCACUGUACCGUUGCCAGGUUCUGGGGAGAUACCCACCCUGGAUACCAUUGAUUCCUACAUGAGAAAACUACAUGGCAUUAUUCUGUCCAACCCCCAAAAUAAUGAGAAUCUCAUUACUACUGUGCGAGACUUAGUCAGCCGACUUGACAGUUGAAAUGGUGAUUGGCUCUGGAGGUAUCAACAUCUGUUCACACAGCUGGGCAGUAUGAAAUGGAAGGCACCACUGGAUUUGCAUUGGAAAUAAAAUGUCUAUGGCCUUGCAAUUUAGCCUGACCUGGAAAAGGAUUAUUCCUAACCAGGUUCUCUUUCAUUUUAAUAGGCCAAACAUUGAAGUGCUACAGGGGACUGCUGUGUUGUCUCUUGCUAGUCGGCAGCAAUGAUGUCUUUUAAUUCCUUCAUGAUUGUCUCAUGCCAAAUUUUCCUGUGUUAAUUGUAUGUUAUGUUGUGUGGCAUUAGAGGCCUCGUGCUCAGUCAACAAGGUCAUUUAUUUAAUAGCUUUUUAAAAAAAAUGUUGUUUUCUCCCUUCUACAUAUGUGGCAAUAAGUAAUUUGAGGUUUAAGGAGCUUAUCCAGUCGUUUUCAGAAACUCUGGCUGAAAUGCCAAGUCCAAGAUGUUUUAAAAAUAUUAACCGAGUGCCACAUUGAUUGAAUUAGUAAUGAUACUGCCCAGAAUAGGAUAGGAAGGACAGUAUCAUUACUCCCUAAUGUCAACUUCCAAAUAGCAAUAUCAUAGAAUCGUAAAAAGUUGUAGCAUGGGUCAUUCGGCCCAAUGGAGCCAUGACUGGCGAAAAAAACUACUUAAGCUAACCCGUUUCCCAGCCCUUAGUCAGCUGCUGACUUGAGUGCAUCAAAAUAAUCCUCGUAUCCCCUAUAUUUUAGCCACUUACCUUAAAUCUAUGCACCUCAUUGAUUAUCCAUUGAAAUAUCUUUCCUGUUCAUCCUGUCAAGGCUUCUCAAAAGUUUAUAAACUUGUUUAAAGCUUGCACCCGUUUUACAUGGAAAACUAAGACUACCAAAGCUUGUAAACCUUCUAACAAUAGGGAUGCUAUGGUUGACUCCGGCCUCCUUAAACUUGGGAGGAGUGAAUUAUUCAAGUUUCCUACUCCUGUCCGAAAUUUCUCCUUCAAGAUACAUCUUCAGUAGGAGGAAAGCACCUUUAAUAAGGAACUAAAUCAAUCUAAUGAAAGGCCAUUACUAUGAAAUGUUAAGUUUGUUUCUAUACAGAUGCUCCCUGACUUUCUAAGCAUUUUCUAACAUUUAGUCAUAGAUUCAUGUUUUUAUUUUAGAUUUCCACUGGGUACAUUGUUUUUGUAAAUCAGCUUUCUUGCAUCUCCCAGUAAGAUGAUGUUACUGCCUGAUUUUUCUGCACUGUCCCCACCCCUAGCCCCACCUCUACUGUGGAAUAGUUUGCCUAAACUCAGUGUAGGUUUCCAUGAAAAAUGAGAAGUAAGUCAUUUAAUGGGCUGGCAUAUCCCAACAACACCUUAAUAAGGGGAAAGAAAAUUGCAAACAACUGAUAUGCUUUGCAGUAUGUUAAAGCCUGUACCCCAAAAUAAGUUUGACGAUGCAAUGAGUAUUGUAAAGUAUUAAUUACAGUUAAAUGACCCAAAGAAAACCUUUGUGUUUUGUACUUUAGGAACUACAAAUGGAACUUAACUAUUGAGAAUACUAGCUUAUAUCUGUCUGACAUUUCAACUAAGUAUGUUUUUAUAGUAUUCUUCAGCUCUGCAAGGAGAGGCAGUGAAUUCUGUUGCUUUCGCUUGAAUUGCAAUCAAUGCAACAUGUGGAAGGGCUGAAGAAACAUCUGUAGGUAGGGCUGCCCCAGUUAUUUGAGUGUUGGACUCUAAGCCAGAGGGGGUGUGGAGUAGAGACACAAGAGACUGCAGAUGCUGGAAUCUGGAGCAAAAAUAAAAUAAACUGCCAGAAGAACUCAGCAGGUUACGGAGGCAAAGGGAUGUUCAACGUUUCUGGUCGAGAUCCUAUAUCAGGACUGAGAGAGUAGAGGGAUAAUAACCAGUAUAUAGAAGUGAGAGGGAGCAGUUGGGUAGAGGCUGGUGGGUGAUAGGUGAAAACAACAUUUCCUGAAGGAGGACAACAUUUCAGAAGUGGAAAGCCUCAUCUCGAGAACACAUCCCAGUUCCCAGGUCGAUUUGGUUGACCUAGCACUAAUGCAUUUGAUAUUAUAUAUAGUAACUCAGGUUUAGGGUAUGUUCAGAGUUGUACCAGCCUGUAUGGCUGGCACCUGUAACACUGAGAGUAUCUCGCUCAGUACCAGCAAACCUUCUGUUUGGAAUAGGUGGAAGUUGUGCCCCACGUUGGGACUGUCCUCGUUCCUGAACAAAAGUGGAAGGGUACAAUUCUGAAAUAAUAUCCAGUGCUUUCCAUUGGAAAAUGCAAGUGGAUAUCAGGUGGUUCAAUGUGAAAUGUGGACCCUUGGCUAGUCAGGUAAAGGAGUGGAGUUAACAUUCCAUAACAUUUAAAACUUUCCACAAAUGGAUAUCAAACCAAUGUCAUUAUGAAAUUACACCACAAUCUCCAGUGAGACAGGUGGUCUGUAUAGUCAUUUACAAUUUUACCCACAAGUUAAUUUUAUCUUCUCAAGUACUAAGGUAGUUCCGCAGGUGUCCAGCUUACCUAUGCUGUUUUGCAAAUGGCCAUUCUUGGGUGGUAGCUGGCAGACUAAAUAAAGCAUUACAAGUGAACUUAAAGCUACAUUCCCCGAGUAUCAACAUAAGGAUGUUCCCAGUGAGGGUGGGUGGAAGCACUGGAGAGAUAUCAGAAGAAAUCCUGGCUGACCUCUGAGGUGCUACAAUUUCCCUUUAAGAAAAUUUGGUUCCCAUUUCCUCAUCGCUCAGGAACUCCAAGUGGAAGUAUGUUGAUUGCCUCUUCUUUCUAAGAGUCCAUAGAUGUUUGUCAUGUUAUGUUUUCCUAUGAAGAAUAAUAAUUUGGACUGCUACUGCCACUCAUGUAAUUAGAUCAUAGCUAAAGAGAAAAAACAAAAUGAUGAAAGAUUUGGUGCCAUAAGUACCGCAUGCCUGACUAUCUUCACUUAGUAUUUCACCUUUAAGUGCAAAUGUGUAUAGAAAUUUGGCUUUCCCUUUCCGAGUUCUGUUGUUCCUUUAUCCUGUAUAGAUGUGAGAAUGCAGUACGGUACACCAGAUGAGAAGAAACACAUUCACAAUUUUCUUAACAAUCUCUGGUCUAUUUCCGCAGCUCAGUCUUGUUUGGGUUUUAUUUAAUCCCUUAAAGAGCAGUUUUUACAUUUUGUUUGAAUACAGAUUAAUUUUGUGGCCUAGAAACUUUAAAGCAAGGGGGUUUAAACUACAAUAUUUCCAUUUUCAGUAAUACUGAUCUCUCAAUAUUUUUGAUAAACUGUUUCCUGAAUGUUGUUAGGAAACACAGUCUGAACCAAAUCAUUGCCAAUAGACAUGAUGGCAAUAAAGAGAAUAGUCCAGGAUGUUCUGUAGAAACAGUACAGAUGUUAUUUCAAAGUGUUAACUAAUGGAGCAAUUGAUGUAUACGGAUUGCAUUUUGAUGGAGUUACAGUGUAACUGCAGUUUUAAAUGAAAGCUGUAUUAAAUAUUUA